Molecule: messenger RNA, 690 nt
Organism: Acanthosepion pharaonis
Lineage: Eukaryota; Metazoa; Mollusca; Cephalopoda; Sepiida; Sepiidae
Source: the annotation of a GenBank genome assembly
AUGGAGGUUGUUAAAUACGCUCUCUUUUUCUCUCCCCCCUCUCUCUCUCUCUCUUUCUCUCUCUCUCUUUCUCUCUCUCUCUUUCUCUCCUGCUUUCUCUCAUUGUUUUUCUUCCUAAGUUUUUUUUUUCUCUUUACUCUUCUUCUUUCUCUAUUUGUCUUUUCUUUUAUUCUUUGUCUUUCCGGAUUUUUUUUUUUUUUUUUUUUUUUUUUUUUUCUCACUCGUUUUUUUUCCGCUUUACUCUUAUUUUUCCUUUUUCUCUUUCAGUUAUCCUUUUUUUUUACUGUCUCGGUUGACAUUUCUUUUAAAGGUAGUCUUGUUCGUCUUUUUUUUUCUUAUUCUUCUGAAUCUGUGGUAAAUAAUUUCUUUUUCUUCUUCCUUUCUUUUUAUCUGUAUUUCCCUGCUUUCCACCAAAUCAUGUCUUUUAUAGUUUCCUUUCUUUCCCAUUUUUCUUAUUGCGCCAAUUCUUAUAUUUUUUUAUUUAAUAAUUUCCUCUUUCUAUAUAAUAUAUUUCCUUUAUUUUUGUCGCUUUUAUUGGUCGAAACAACAUUUCUCGUCUUCCCCCUUCUUCUGCUUCCUCCUCUUCCCAACCUGAUGAUAAUCCUAACGCCUGACACAUCCAUAUCUAUCUAUCUAUCUAUCUAUCUAUCUAUCUAUCUAUCUUUGUCAUUCGCAGAGAGUACUGUUUAG